Molecule: messenger RNA, 2217 nt
Organism: Maniola jurtina (meadow brown)
Lineage: Eukaryota; Metazoa; Arthropoda; Insecta; Lepidoptera; Nymphalidae
Product: pre-mRNA-processing factor 17
Exons: 11
Coding region: 151-1887 (578 amino acids)
Biological process (GO): mRNA splicing, via spliceosome
Cellular component (GO): catalytic step 2 spliceosome
Molecular function (GO): protein binding; mRNA binding
Source: RefSeq, a predicted model, not a curated record
UCAGUGUCAAAAACUGUGGUGUUGACUGUUGACUGGUUUGUUUUGAUUUUUUUAUAAUUGCAAAGUUUCAUGUAGGUUAUUUCAAUAUUAAAUUAGGAUGCUAUAAAAAAGCAAAUACUUGAGGAUUAAGUAAAUUAUACCGAAAUCAAAAUGUUAAAUAUAAAAAAUUACGGUAGCAGUUCCGAGGACGACUCAGAUAACGAGGAAACAAACACGCCAGAAGGCACCAGCAAUGAAACGUUGCUUACACAUUUGAAACCUGUUGAUCCCAGUAUAUCACUCGCUAAGAAAAUGGAAAUAUGCGCUGCACCACUCGUAACACCCACUAAUAAUGAAGACUCAAGAGUCCUAGUAAGCAAUACCCAGGAAUUAAUGCACAAUCCAAAAUAUGAAGAGCUCUUUGCUCCAACAUAUGGCCCUGAGAACCCUUUUCAAACACAACAGAUGAAAGCCAGCAGAAACAUGCUCGCAGGCUAUGUGGAAAAGGCUCAUAUCAGUGAAUUCCAGUUUGAGAACCAGAGACGAACAUUUACUAGUUACGGUUACGCUAUAGAUCCUUCUACUGAACCUAUAGUGGAUGAAAAAGGGGAUGCUAUUGUUGUGUCAGCAAUGAUAGCACCGCCAGUGGAAGCCGAGGGUAAGACUGUGUUUGAAAGCAUAAAGAAGAGGCCCCUGGACAAGAAGAAGAGGAAUCGGAAUGACAACCCGGAGGACGUCACGGGCUUCCUGGGGCCUUGGGGCGGCUAUGAGGGCGAAAGGAGAGUAAUGAAACCAGAGGGUGACGAAGCCAAGGAAUUAGAGGAAAUACUGGCAAAGCGACAGAAAAAAGGCAAAGUUGAUGACGACAAACCACUGGAAGAGAAGUCUAUACUACACAUCGACAAAGCCACUGACUACUUGGGUCGGUCGUGGAUCGAGGCUCCUAGAAGUGAAACACAACUACGGAGUGACACACCCCCCGACAAGUGUUUCUUGCCAAAGGCACACAUCUUCACGUGGAAAGGUCACACAAAAGGAGUGGCUGCAGUGCGCUGGUACCCGGGAACUGCACACCUCAUGCUCUCCGCUGGCAUGGACUGUAGAGUUAAGAUCUGGGAGGUGUACGGGUCGCGGCGCUGCGUGCGCACGUACUUUGGCCAUCGACAAGCCGUGCGAGACGUCAACUUCAACAACUGCGGGAAACAGUUUCUCUCUGCAGCCUACGACCGCUACAUAAAGCUAUGGGACACGGAGACGGGCGAGUGCAUAUCGCGCUUCACGUCGCGCAAGGUGCCCUACUGCGCCAAGUUCAACCCGGACGAGGACAAGCAGCAUCUGUUCGUCGCCGGCACCUCGGACAAGAAGAUCAUAUGCUGGGACAUCCGCAGUGGCGAGAUCGUGCAGGAGUACGACCGCCACCUGGGUGCAGUCAACACCAUCACGUUCGUGGACGACAACCGCCGCUUCGUCUCCACCUCCGACGACAAGAGCUUGCGGGUCUGGGAGUGGGACAUCCCCGUAGAUAUGAAGUAUAUAGCCGAUCCGUCCAUGCACUCGCUGCCCGCGGUGACCGCAGCACCCAAUGGCAAGUGGUUGGCGUGCCAGUCCAUGGACAACAAGGUGGUGGUGUUCAGUGCGCUCAACCGGUUCAAGCUCAACCGCAAGAAGACCUUCGCGGGACAUAUGGUGGCCGGCUACGCCUGUGCCGUCGACUUCUCACCGGACAUGAGUUACCUCGUGUCGGGGGAUGCAGACGGUAAGUGCUACAUAUGGGAUUGGAAGACGACGAAACUUUACAAGAAAUGGAAGGCGCACGACGGCGUGUGCAUCACCUCCCUGUGGCACCCGCACGAGCCCAGCAGACUGCUGACCGCGGGCUGGGACGGCGUUAUCAAGUACUGGGACUAAGUUAACUGAUAGGCGUAUUGGUCAGAGCGCAUCUUUACCGAGAUUCGGGAUAUCGAAUCCUACACCCCUAGUACCGAUUUUUACUCUGUAUUUAUUAACAACUUCAAAAAAAUGAGGAUUUGUAUCCAUUCGAUCCGUACGUAUGUAUGUACGUCUGCGAUUAUCUCAAAAACCAAUGAACCAAUUUUGAUAACUUAUAUUUGAGUAUCUCAUAAUAAAGAGGUAUUAUGAUGUGUAUAACAGGAGUGAGAGCAGUAGACUUGGAGAUAUAUUAUGUACCUAUGUAAUGUACAGAUGUACAGGAAAUAAAUGAUACAAACAAGUAAAUGA